UUAUAGUUCCAUGUUUGACAGAUGCCAAGGUGCAUAAUUGCYAUCCAUGGAUGGGUAAAACUGUGAAUAGUACUCGAUCAGUCAGACUUCUUGUCAAGGAAUUUUACCAAGGGAUGAGCAAUAUGUAUUCUUAUGGAGUGAGACAAAUAAGCAAGGCCAAUCMCGUUGUGUACAGUAAUACCAUCAAGUUGCUACACAAGCAGCAUCGUGUCUUUGCUAUUAGUCAUGGUAAUCAAGUUUGUGUGUCAUCAAAGAAAGUCGUCAUUGUGGACCAAAAUGGAGAAAACGAAACCAGGACUGAAAAGUGUGAACGAACAUGUUUUAAACUGAAUGAAACUGCAGUCUUGAAGACUAAAGUUGAAGAGGGAGGGAGGUUAUCACAAGGAAAAUYCCCAAUUCUGUGCUGUCUGUGGAGCUCUACAACAUGGCUUGAAGUUUCUGUUGAAAAACCAAGGUACAAGUGUUUACGUUGUGAGGGCAACCGUUGCCAAGACAACAGUACAUCAUUAUUGACCAACUGUGCGCCAGGUCAAGGCUGUUUUUCGAUGGUUUUUACGAUUAGAAGAGACAACAAAACGAUAGAUUACCCAGUAAAAGGUUGUACUGAUGAUGCUGUUAUGUUCAGCCGGGGUUGUUGGAACGAUUGCCGUAAGAUUUCUGUCAAUUAUGACAUGUGUAUAGAGUGUUGUUAUGGUAACAGUUGUAACAAGGGUAACAAAGAGAAUGCAACCAUGGAUACGACCAUUCAUGCGGUUACAGCAAAACCCAACAAAAUACAGAAAAGAGACAAAAGAAAUAUCGGUAUUAACAAUAAACUUUUUUCUUGGCCACUUUUAUGUCUAAUCUGCCUCAUGCGUUUAUUUGUAUAAAAUGUUUCUGACAAGUUUUCAGUAGUCACUCGUUKACUGGUCCGCACUAAUAAUGCCAGUUUUUCAAGUAAAAUGAAUUUACAGCUUGUUCAAUCGUUCAAUUCAUAUUUAUACCUUCAGCCGUAAACAUUUAGUUGUGUUACCAGUCUUGAUCUGAUGAUGUGUAAAUAUACAUGUAGCUAUUGUGCAAAGGUUUUC
This is a messenger RNA of Exaiptasia diaphana, 1067 nucleotides long. RefSeq lists its product as uncharacterized. The coding region runs from base 51 to 869 and encodes 272 amino acids. The record is from RefSeq and is a predicted model, not a curated record. NCBI's taxonomy places the organism in Eukaryota, Metazoa, Cnidaria, Anthozoa, Actiniaria, Aiptasiidae. The transcript has 2 exons.